CCUGUGUCUAAGUCAAGAACUCCCUGUCAGAGCACAAGGCGGCCUGAGAGGCACCAAGGACUGAGAGGAUGGGGAACUCUCUGCUGAGGCAAAACAGGUGGCAGCAGACCACUCAAGAGACACCCUGGAAUCUGGGGGAUCAAAACCGCAAACAGAGAACAUCCAGAUGCUGGGACUGCCACAUGGCUGAAGAGUGUUUCUGCCUUCCGUGGAAAAGAAUAGACAUUUUUAAAGCAAGGCAAGAUUCUCAGAAGGAAAAUAAAGGAACGGCAUCCACUCCCAUCCAGCAGGACCAUGUUGACCACAACUCCUCGGAGGAGCUGUGCUACUCCCUCAUCAAUCACAGCGUCCUCAGGAGAAGGCCAUCAGAGAAGUCUGCUGAGGGGUGGUAUGAGAACAUUUCCGGGGAGGCCGAGACACCCAGAGAGGCCUCAGGAGGAACAGAGACGGAGUACUCACUUGUCCACGUGCCUCCCACCCCUAGGCAUCCACCUUCCGCAGAAGACGAAUAUGAACUUCUCAUGCCCAGAGUCUCCUCUCACUCCCUGCACCAACCACGUCCCCUUAGGCUCCCUCCUGAGAAUCAGUUUGUGCAUUUAUAAUGAAGUGAUUGGACCAGCAUUUGCUUAACACCAGCAAAUAAAAGCUGGGGGUGGGGGCUCUGGUUAAAGCAGGCAUGGGGCACAAAGUCUUUCUGGCUGACCUCCCCCUGCCUAACAGCCCCUUCUACAGGGGGCUCGGCAGAACAUGGUUUACAAACCACAGGGCCUCUCAGAUCCUGCUCAACAUCCAACAUCAAAAGAUUAACCAACCAUCUUCAACACCACUCUUUGAGAAGGGACUGGCCAUUAUUGCUUGUAAGUGGCUUUGGAAAUGGACUGCUUUACUCAGUGGCAGGAGGGGGGCUCCCUGGUCCCCUAUAGCUAUGCACAUCACAAAGGCUCUGCUUCUCCGUCUGGGUUCUUCUCAUAAAAUGUCCAUAUGAUUGCCCUCUGAAGUCGCAGAAGCUUUAGCCAUCAUAUUAAGUGUACCCAGGGGGAGUCCACUUGCUCCACAAGUGUUUGUGGGGCCAACUCCUCACUCGCAGGCUUCUAGGCAGAUGCCUGUGCAAUCCUUUCACUCCAUGCCUCUAAAUGGUGUCCUUUGCAUAGUGUCCUUUGACUCGUCAGCCCUGGUGGCUUGGUUGGUUUCAUGAGUUGAAUCAGUAAGGUCCAGGCCAGGUUUUUAUAUAAUUUUUAAUACAAUUUUAAUCCUUAUUUUUUAAUCUUGUAUUUUUCCCUAGAAAUCUUAAGAAGAAAAUCAUAGCUUCAGAGACUGAUAGAGAGUCCUUUGGCAAUCCUCUAAUCCCACUUUCCUUUUUUGGCUCCGGGAGGAUAAUAAGCCCAACGUGAUGUUGUAAGUUACUGGCAGAACUUUAUCCAGAGGCUGAUUUCUUGGCUUCGAAUUCAGUGCUCUUCCAACAUACUACAUAGACAAGCCUUUGCUGUAUGCUGCAUGUGUGUAUUAACACGUCAUUUAUAAAACAUGAGUAAAAUGUCCACAUUGGAAAAAUAACACACACAUGCACAGACUCCUUCACUCAUGAGUAUUUCUCUGUAUGCCCUGAUUAUUUAUUUUCCCUCAUCUUUUCUUCCUUGUUCCUAGAAUUAUGUCUAGGAUAUAAUAUCCUAAAAUAGGGAUCAGCAAACUAUAGCCCACAGGCCAAAUCUGACCCUCUGCUUGUUUUUAUAAAUAAAAUGUUAUUGGAAUACAGCCCCGCUCACUUGUUUACAGGCUCUCUGGCUGCUCAACCACCGGAGAGUUCAGCAGUGGUGAUAUACACUAUGGGUCCUGUAAAUACACAAAUAUUUAUUUGGGGGCUCAUUUCAGAAAAAGAAGUUUGUACACCCCCACCCUAAACCAUCAUACUUGGAGAUAAACUUAACAGAAAUGUGUUUGGGUAUUGAUGUAACUCAUAAGAGCUGGUACCAAUAAAAUGGUAUGAAAAUUUUAAACCACAAAUUAGAUGAGACCAAGGAUUAGCAAAUUAGACUAUUUCUAUACCCACACCUGUGUUCUCAACUUCCUGUUUUGUUGAACCCAUGGCCAUUAUAUUAAUUUUAGGGAUGUUAAAAUAGUAAGAGGUUUGUUGACAAGCAGUAGAUGUAUUAUGUGUUUAAUUGCUGUUUUGUUCCCCAAACUAACCAAAGUUAAAUAACUUUGCUAUAUAAAAUGUGCCAAGCGCCCAUUGAGGAUAAAUCAGUGACUUGAGGAUGGAUGCAUCACACAGGUUUGCUGAGACUUCAGGCAGUUGGUCUUCAACCAAAGAACCAAGCACAUCUUGGUAUCGUGUCCUCUGCUAACUUCCUGUUUUUAGCCAAAUUCUUUCACAAGGGACCCUCACUUUGACCCUUGGCCAGGAUUCACUUUAGGGAAACAAUGUGACACCAGAGUCAGAUCAGCGGUGAUUCAAAGCCUGGUUGUGUCUCUUCCUCCCUCUGUGACCUUGAGCAGGUGACAUGAAGGCCCAGCCUUUUCCCCCAUGAACGGGAGGAUUACAUCUAAUGUAUGUAAAUCAUCCAUCACAGACCUUGAAUAAAUGAUAGCAAAGAGCAAAAGGGAACAGAAAUCUUUAUGAUGUAUGGAGAAAAACAUGUGCUGAUGUGCCUGGUGAUCCGGGGUUACCCAGCAGUCUUCCAGUGAGACAGAAACACGGAACGCUAGGCGCUAGGCUGGAAUUGUCCACUCAGACACCGGACCAUCGCGGAAACUGGUUGGUUUAAAUACUCUCAGUACAACCUAAUAAGUUAUACCUGUUUGACUCUUAUCACGUGAAAGUAUUACCUGUCUCAAAUAGUACAUGCCUUUUAGCAGGAACAUAUUAAAUAUAAAUGCUUAACCAAAGAAAGUUGUUCUGAUAAUGAAAUUUAGAGGGAUCAUGGAAGGGAAUUAUUUGCGAGCGGGAGAGCCCUCUGAGAGUGCUUUGAACUACCUAAUAUGUCUGUAGAUAGCGGUGAUCCCGUUUUCCAUAGAUUUCAGGAUUUCUGAUGAAAGCUGUGCACCCUCUUCACAGAAAGUGUACAUUCUCUCACACACACACACAACACAUUUGUAUGCAAUUUCAAGGGGUUCGGGAUGCAACCCCUCAGCUAAAGAUUUCUGUUCUUAAUAAAAAAAAAAAAAAUGAAGCUGAGGAUGUAAAUUGUCCCCUCAAGCCACAAGUAUAAUCAGAAAACCCCCGUUCCCAUGCUGGUCAUAAACCUGUAAGUAGCCAAAGUUCACAGAGGUACAUUUUAUGCAGCAACUGCAGUCCCUGUGGUUUCCGUUUUAUGUUCACACUAGUAAAUACAUCUAUAAAUAAUCCCUUAGUCUAUGAGUAAAUUCUUAUUUAGAAUACAAGAUAGGCACAAAAAAAGGGCAAAGAUAGGUCAGGAAAAACUACCGUUGACAACAAAUAAAUUCAAAUGCUGAUGUUUUGAGGACAACUUUGGGUGACAGGUGCUUCAAAUAUUCUCAGGGAUGGAAGGGCACAGGCAGAGCAGGAGAGAGGAGUCCCCAGAACUCCACACGAGCCGUCAGAGAAAGGGGAUUCUGUUUACGUUUAUCUGACUCUUCUUUUCCAAGCCAGCUUCUUCUGUUCAGAAAGCAACUUGAAAGCCACUUGAUCUGAGGGCACCUCAGUUCCACCAACUGUGAAAUGGAUCAGCGUAAGUCCCUCCCACUUUCCUGCAGAGGGUUCUUUGCAAGGCACUUGGAAGCAUUGAGUGGGCAUUAUCAUCCCAGAGAGUCUUCUAGGUCUGAUGAUCACACUUCUCAACUCAUCUUUUCCCCCUCACCACUUGUGCUCCUUGUGGAUUCCCAGAUAUCAGCCAAACCUGAACUGAGCAUGACCCUGGGAUGCCCAUCAGGGUUGGAGGCCAUUGACGGUGUGUGGUUGUCCAGUGGGCUGAGCUUUACUCCCCAAAACUGUGGAACUCUGAGCUUGCCCUUCCACCUUUCCAGACCUUGGUUUCCUAAGUAUAAGGUGAGGGGACUGCCUUCUAACCCUAAGAGUAUAUGAGCUCUAACGAUAAAGGAAAGAUUAAAGGAUGUCUGUAGAUACGGCUGCCAGCUACGCAGCAAUAGUGUGAAUUAACUUAUUUUAAAGCAAUGAAACAGUAAUGGGAACACAGAAGAGAAGAUUUAGAUUUCUCCUGUUUUUCUCUGUGCUGAUCAGACUCUGAAUAGGGCAGGAGUCUAUGUCCAGAGUCCACACCUAGAAGGGAAAGGCGAGAACAUGCACCUCACCCAAAUAAAACACAAAUGUGUGUGAAGGAGGACAAAUCUGCUUAUCCAAAUCCCACCAUUGCUUCUGGGUUCAGCUUGAGUCCUGCUUCCUAGGCAAAGCCUUCAUCAAUUAAACUGUACUGACCACUCUUUUAAGUAUCUCACAGACAUUUGUUGAAACCUGAUUACGCACCAGGUGUUACACUCGUCAUUAAGAUGUGUGAUGACCCAUAAAUUCAUCUCCUCCAGCAGAACAGUGUAUAUGGAAGUGCCAUUUUUUCCAAACACCUCAAAAUGCUUCAGGCACAAAGUUCAGGUCUUUACACACCCCUUGGGCCAAAGAAUCAAACCCAUGGAAAAUCCUCUCUAUGACUCACAAGUGGUCAAAACCCAAGACAAGAUCGGUGCAUCUUGGUGCUUUCCAAAAGAGAAGGGCAGAUCAAGACCACACCCUGUCCUGUGUCCAGAUGUGAGCCGGCCCUUCCUUCUAGCCCCAGGCCCUUUGGACACCUGGUCCUGCCAGAGGGCCUGGGAGGAAGUGGACAGGACCAA
This is a messenger RNA of Equus quagga, 4797 nucleotides long. RefSeq names its product germinal center associated signaling and motility (gene GCSAM). The record is from RefSeq and is a predicted model, not a curated record. The transcript has 6 exons. Lineage: Eukaryota; Metazoa; Chordata; Mammalia; Perissodactyla; Equidae. Gene Ontology annotation, biological process: regulation of B cell receptor signaling pathway; negative regulation of lymphocyte migration. The coding region runs from base 69 to 602 and encodes 177 amino acids.